This is a messenger RNA of Peniophora sp. CBMAI 1063, 2505 nucleotides long. The record is from the annotation of a GenBank genome assembly. Lineage: Eukaryota; Fungi; Basidiomycota; Agaricomycetes; Russulales; Peniophoraceae.
AUGCUCAGUUCAGCAGAGACUGCAAGCAGUGUCCUCGGCUGGAUAUCCAUCGCGACAUGGAUACUUGUAUACUCACCGCAGCUUAUUGAGAACUACAAGCUCAAGUCAGGCGAGGGUGUCAGCAUUCCGUUCGUCGUUAUCUGGCUCGCUGGAGACAUCUUGAACCUUGUCGGCGCGCUCAUCGCCAAUCUAUUGCCUACUGUCAUUCUCCUUGCGGUUUGGUACACACUAUGCGAUACACUACUCCUGGGACAGAUAUACUACUAUCGAUGGAGACAUGCCCACACCGCCGCCAUGCUGGCGGACGAUGACGCGCCGGUUCUCGCCGAUGAGUCUGCCCCGCUACUGGCAGGCGGUACUGACAUUCCUGAAGAGAGGGAGAAAGAGGAGACCUCUUUACGUCGUGAAAUCAUCCACUAUACCGGAGCAAUUGCAUUUGUGGUCGCGGCAGGUGUGAUCGCAUGGGCGGUCAGCACGCAGGUGGACACCGGCGACGAUGUCCCACCCACGAAGGGCGCCGAGGAGGUCAUCGAAUGGCGCAGCCAGGUCAUGGGCUGGAUCAGUGCCGUGCUAUACUUGGGCUCGCGGGUCCCGCAGAUACUGAAGAACACAUCGACCCGCUGCGAAGGCCUGUCACCCGGAUUGUUUAUUUACACAAUUUUGGGGAAUGCAACAUACACUGCGUCGAUCCUCGUCGUCGGGUUGGACCGGCAACAUCUGAUCGUGAACGCAAGUUGGUUGGCCGGAAGCGCGCUCACGAUCUUCCUUGACUUAUUUGUGCUGGGCCAGUUUGCACAUUAUCGGUCGGAGGCACGGGUGACGGAUUGUCCCCGACCAAAGGCCGCCUCCCGUCCUGCCCCUCUCGUGCCGACCAGCCGCGGGCGCUUCACUGCUCGGCAUGCGGAAGAUGCAGACCGUUUAUCGUCGGCACCUGAGGUGGCGCAACAACAACAAUACCCCGUAGACUCGCUGCCGCAUCUGCGUGCGGCGCUCUCGAAUCUCGACACGACGCUUGCGAAAUUGGUCAGAGAGCGGGCCGCGCUGUCAUCGUCGCUCGAGGCGGCCGCGCGGGCAUCUGUCCCCGUCGCGCGACUACCACCUGAGCUGCUCUCCGCCAUAUUCAUCCUCGCCGCCGUGGACGAUGCCCCGCUACACUUUAUGCUCGUUUGCCGCCAUUGGGCAGCACUCGCUCAGGAUACACCGGCGCUCUGGGCUCGCAUCCGCAUCGGACCCCACCACCCUCUGUCGCGCGCGCGAGUGCGCCUGACGCGCUCGAAGAUGGUCCCUCUUGACCUCUCGGUGGCGUUUGACAGGCGGAACGAGCCGACGACGGAAACGGCAGUAGCGUUGACAGCGGCGCUGCAGACGCUGACCCCACAUAUUUCCCGAUGGCGCUCUUUCCGACUCUCCGUCCCCUCGCGCGCGCAUGCCCAACUAGCGCUCGCACUCUGCCGCGCCCCUGCACCACUCCUCGAGACCCUUCACAUCCGGGUCGCCGACACCUACACGGCAGAUGAGCUAGAAGGAGCGACAGCAUCGCCCCUGGUCCUGUUCGGUGGGCACACGCCGCGUCUCGCGGAAUGUUCCAUGCAUGGUUGGACACUCGGGCGCUUGCGCGGACUUCGCCGACUGGAGUUGGCGGGAUAUUGGGACGGCGCGGCCCCGUCUGCCAGUGAGAUGCUGGAGAUCCUUCGCGCGUGCCCGAAGCUCGAAACACUUGCUUUGCGCAACAUGUCAGAUCUGGAGCUCGAUGACCCCGCUGCGCUGGACGGGCCCUCGGCUGUCCCCUCCAUCUAUCUCCCUCGACUCCGCCGUAUCACGCUCUCGUAUGCCGGUGGACUCAGGACCCGUGCAGUUCUUGAUCAACUCUCGAUGCCUGCACUUGAGGAUGUGGAGCUCUGCUAUCUGGACAGCAUAGGGCCCGUGCUUCAACAUUUGACGGCCCAAGCCGUGACCGGACUCCCGCUCGCGCGUCUACACAUAGAGAACUGCAGCUUCCGCGAGCAAGAUUUGCUAUCUCUCCUAUACCGCCUGUCCGUACUAUCUGUACUCGAGUUGGUGGACGUGCACGAUGUCGGAUCUGGGAUUCUUCAGAGCCUCGCUGUACCCGUCAAUCAAGCGUGGGCAUGCCCCAACCUAGACACGCUCUGCCUUGACGGAUGCAGCUCGUUCGACUUCGCCUCUCUUCGUGCCUGCGUUGAGGCACGAUUGGCCCCCGACGUCCGCGCUUUCCCUGGCCCACGUCCACCGAAAACCUCGCCGUCCUCGGUCUCCGCUGCUUCUACAGCCACAGACGGAUCGGCCCUCACACGAUAUCCCCGUCGACCUUCUGUGGCCACCAACGGCCGCUCGCACUCCGCGCCACCUGACGGCGCGGGGACUUGGACCUGGCCUUCGCGAAUACGCCGCGUCUCUCUUACACGGUGUGAGCAACUCAGCGCCGAGAUGCUCGGUUGGUUGAGAGUAUACGUACCGGAAGUGACCCCGGCGCCCACGUCCUACUAA